UUAUGAAAGCUGCUCAGACGAAAGCAGUCAUAGGGUUUAUCAAGUUAAGAUGAACAAAGAAACGUUUUUGGCAGCUGUGGUGGUGACAACAACCAACUGAUGGAUAAGCAACAUUAUUGCAUCAUCAAAUCAUCAUGAUGACCUCACUGCAGCGGCUGGUGGAUUACAUGUACAGUUUUUAGUGAUAAAGAAGAUUAUCGAGUUUCCUUUUGGAUGUGAAACCAGUGGAACAACGACGUCGUCCGUCAGUCCGUGGUCGCCGUGUGUUCAGCAUUCAAUAGUUCCGCCGUCUGGAAAGACAGGUGUUGGAAUGAACAGGUCCAGGUCCAGCCAGCCUCCAGUCACCAGGAUGACCCGCAGCGCCGGGAGCCGACACAUCGAGCCCUCAGAGAAGCUGGACUGUGGGCCAGGUCCGUACGGAAAACAACGGAGAAAGCAGACAGACUCUGCUCUGGCCCAGGACCUCAGUCAGAUGAGAGUGAGUGGACAGGGUGGUCUCAAUACAAGUCCGUCUGCUUCAGCUGUCAAGUCCUCAUCCCGGGGUGGUCUAGCCUCUGUGGCUCGGCUGGUCAAACUUGGUCGCUGCAAGAACGUGGUGGUGGUGGCCGGAGCAGGAAUCAGCACGGCCAGCGGCAUCCCAGACUUCAGAACUCCAGGAACCGGUCUUUACGCCAACUUGGAGAGGUACAACAUCCCUUACCCAGAAGCUAUUUUCAACAUUGACUACUUCUCCAACGACCCGCAGCCCUUCUUCUCCCUGGCCAAGGCUCUGUAUCCCGGUAGCCACCGUCCAAAUUACAUACACUACUUCAUCCGCAUGCUUCAUCGCAAUGGACUGUUGCUCCGAGUGUACACCCAGAAUAUCGACGGCCUGGAGAAAUUGUGUGGCAUCCCAGAUGACAAACUUGUGGAAGCUCACGGUAGUUUUGCCACAGCGGCCUGUCACCUGUGCUACACUGCAUACCCUGCUGAAGAGGCUAAGCAGGCCAUAAUGAAUGAUAAAGUUCCCCUUUGCACAUUCUGUGCUGCAACAGUGAAACCUGACGUUGUGUUUUUUGGAGAGGAUCUUCCUCAGAAGUAUUUCCUUAACACUCAAGACUUCCCCAAAGCAGACCUGCUCAUCAUUAUGGGCACAUCUUUACAGAUUGAGCCAUUUGCCAGCUUGGUGAACACAGUCCGCUCAACUGUGCCCCGCCUCCUCCUGAACCGACACGCUGUGGGUCCCUUUCAGAAGGUCCCACUGCGGAGAGCAGACCACAUGGAACUGGGCGACCUGGAGGAAACAGUGCGGAGGUUUGCUGAAAUGCUCGGCUGGAACGAUGACAUAGAGGAGCUGAUGAGGAGUCAGGAAACACUGAUCCUGCCUACGUUGAUGAGCAGCCCUCUGUCAGUGAGCGACCAGACAUCCUGUCAGAGCAGAGGAUCUCCGGACGGGACGGAGACGUCCAGAGCAGUAGGUCAGAGAGCAGCCGGCAGCGGCAGCGAGGAGACGGACUCAGAGACGGACAGCAAGAGCUCUGCGUCCUCCAGCCAGAGCACCUGAUGCUGCACGUUUCCUAAACAAAGGCACUGGAAAGGUUUCAAGCAGUUCGGUCCUCUUCUGACACUAACACUGUUCUCCAGUUACCUGUUACCAUGCACGAUUCAUUAGAGUUGCACUAAAAUGCACUAAAGGUUUUUUUGUGCAUUUGGACUGAAGGUGCAUCCUGGAAGUCACAGUGUGUCAUAGUUGUAUGUUCAUAUGUAAAUCAAAUAAUCUGUUUAUCAAGCUAUCACAAGCAUAUUUAAAGCACUUAUAGAGCGAGUGUCCAUCAGAACACUACUAUACGUAUAUAUGAGGCCAGUCACAACAAUCCUAAAGUUCCUUCAGGUGUUUUAUAUGUCCCAUGUCAGUCAUCUUGUUAAUGUUUUAUAUCUGCACAACACUGUAUUUUAAACAAAAUUCAAUAAAGGUAUUGUUUAAUUUGAA
Messenger RNA from Eleginops maclovinus (Patagonian blennie), 1969 nucleotides. RefSeq lists its product as uncharacterized. The record is from RefSeq and is a predicted model, not a curated record. Bases 311 to 1543 code for a protein of 410 amino acids. Gene Ontology annotation, cellular component: nucleus. Lineage: Eukaryota; Metazoa; Chordata; Actinopteri; Perciformes; Eleginopidae. The transcript has 9 exons. Gene Ontology annotation, molecular function: histone deacetylase activity, NAD-dependent; NAD+ binding.